This is a messenger RNA of Dimorphilus gyrociliatus, 1235 nucleotides long. The record is from the annotation of a GenBank genome assembly. Lineage: Eukaryota; Metazoa; Annelida; Polychaeta; Dinophilidae.
AUUCUAUAUAAAAUCGUUGAAUGCUCAGAAUUUGGUUUUCUUCGAUUAUAUUCUUUUCACUUUUUAUUCCAAAUUAAAACUUGAAAAGUAACAAAAGAGAGAAACCUUGAAAAUGAGUUUAACCGUUCCAGAUAUUUACAGAAAAAGGUCAGGUUCAAUGACAGGAAGUGAUAAUGAAGCAAGAACCCCUUCGCCGAGAAGAAAGUCAACGGAUCAAACUGCUUUUAAAUGGGUCGGUAGAAUCGACAGCAUGGAAAAAGAAAAGAAAAAAAUUAUCCUCGAGUGAGUAGUAGCAUUCGUAGAUGAGAAACUAAAUGAACAAUUAACAAAGGGCAAUUCAGGGAUAGGGAAUUGGACAAAAGGGGAAAGAGAGUGAAAUUUAGUAAAGAAUUUGUAUAUAGUCUCAAUGCGCAGAUAUUAUUAUAGAUAGGCAAUUCCCUCUAUCUCUCUGACUUGACUUUUCGAUUUGUUUAAUUCAAUUACGAAUUUAAUCUUUUACGUGACAAGCGUCUACUCUAUACUAAACGUUUGUACAUAAAUUCAGUAAAACCGAGGUAAUGGAUGCGUGGAGUGACUUUGACAAGAAUAAUGACGGCGUAGUGAGUAUUGAAGAAGCAUUUUCCGUUCUCUCAACGUUGUUUGGAUUUUCAAAAGCGAAAAUUCGAAAAUUAUUGAGGUCUUGCGACAAAGAUAGAGAUGGCUCACUAAAUUACAGUGAAUUUACACGCUUCUAUGCGAAAAUAAAAGAAGAGAGGAUAUAUACCCAGGAAAUAUUCGCCCAAAUCGACACGAACCAUGAUGGUUUCGUGACAAAGGAGGAAAUCCAAGUUGGUCUAAGACAUAUGGCACUAUCCGAAGAUGAUGUUUCUCGUAUUAUGUCGGCAUUCGAUAUGGAUCAAAAUGGAAUUUUAGAAUUUAAUGAAUUUGCGCGAUUCUGGCAAUCAUAAGAAACGAAGAGUUUACCCCUGAUUGUUAAUCUAAUUAAGUUCGAGUUUCUCGCGUACUACUUAAAACAAUCAGCGGGAGCCAUUAUUUUCCGUCUUAUAUACAAUACAUAGUAUAUAUAAAUACUAAUAUAUAUAUAUAUAUAUAUCCUGUAUAUACAGUAUGUCAACUGUCCUAAUGUAAGAAGAAUGUAUCGCUUGAAGAAAUAAAAAAAAUGCAUUUUUAAAUUAUAUUAUCUUCUUUUUCCUUCUUUUUCUCUUCUCUUCAAAUGUUUUCUAUCUACUCUAAAC